ACGUCCUACCCAGUCUGAUCCUUCAGAAUCCCGGCUCCUGGUCAGUAGCUGUAAGUACGCUCUCCUCCACCCCACCAUGGCUAGGGGCUCGGAGUUAGCACCUCUGCUACUACUGCUGCUGCUGGCGGUGGUGACCCGCUUUUGCAUGGCACAGACCGACUGUAAGUGUCCCACCAACAAGAUGACCAUCUGCAGCUCUGAGAGCCCAGGUGGCGUCUGCCAAUGCCGGGCAAUUGGCUCACAGGUGUUGGUCAACUGUUCCACGCUGACUUCCAAGUGCCUGCUGCUCAAGGCGCGCAUGAGCGCCCAGAAGAGCGGCCGCACCCUGGUGAAGCCUAGCGAGCAUGCGAUUGUAGACAACGAUGGCCUCUACGACCCAGAGUGUGACGCCAAAGGUCACUUCAAGGCACGCCAGUGCAACCAGACCUCGGUGUGCUGGUGUGUAAACUCAGUGGGUGUGCGCCGCACGGACAAGGGCGACCUGAGCCUGCGCUGCGACGAACUGGUGCGCACCCACCACAUCCUCAUUGAAUUAAGCCACCGACCGACCGACCAAGCCUUCAACCACUCUGACUUAGACUCUGAGCUGCGGCGGCUCUUCAAGGAGCGCUACCAGCUGCGCCCCAACUUUCUGUCGGCAGUGCACUACGAGAAGCCCACCAUCCAGAUAGAGCUGCGGCAGAACGCGUCGCAGAAGAGCCUGGGAGACGUGGACAUCGCUGACGCCGCCUACUACUUCGAGAGGGACAUCAAAGGCGAGUCGCUUUUCACUGGUCUCCGCGGCCUGGAUGUGCAGGUGCGUGGGGAGCCCCUGCACGUGGAGCGGACUCUCAUCUACUACUUGGACGAGAAGCCCCCCCAGUUCUCCAUGAAGCGCCUCACCGCUGGUCUCAUCGCUGUCAUUGUUGUGGUUGUGGUGGCGCUAGUGGCUGGCGUGGUCGUCUUGGUGAUCACCAACCGGAGAAAGUCAGGAAAGUACAGAAAGGUGGAGCUAAAGGAGCUGGGGGAGAUGAGAAGCGAACCUAGCUUGUAGAUGCCCAGCAGGUACUGGACUUCCGCAUCACCCCAGACAGAAUGGACUGGCCUGUUUGUUGAUUCUUGGCCAGGAGGUAAUUUUCCUCCCAUUUCUGACCUCUUCCUUCUCUAUUCACAAACAAAUUCGCUAGAUGCUGAGUUCAGGUCACCUCCUCGACUUUGGUCUUGAAGGAAGCAUUUCUUUAAUUCCUUGUUCGGUCAAUAGAAACCUGACCAGGAAUUUAAGCGAAGGUGGGAUAGGUGGCUUAGUUAAGAAGCAAGUGCCAGGCAGCCCGGAAUUGUUUCCCAGAGACUUGAAUCCACCUAAAGACUUAAAACAGUUGAAAUGGGAAAGCAGAGCUUUUAUUGUUGUGGGUUGGUAUCCGUCUGCUCCUUGUCUUCCCAGAAAGAAGAGAAGUUCACUAAUUGAGCCUGCGCAGUGUUCUUCAUCCGCCGUCGUUUGUACGGGAGGAAAAGGCGUUUCCAAUAUUUGAAUACAUUUUAGAUAUCUCUGUUGGACUGUGUCUAUUCUUCUGCCUGCUCUUGAUGGAGCUGAUACUAGUAAUCUUCUCUUUUGUAAAAUGUUUGUACAGAUGCGUCUUUGAUAAUGCUGCUGUUUUUUAAGCAACAACUCAAGUUUAAUAAAAUACGGGAAAGGCAUA
Molecule: messenger RNA, 1676 nt
Organism: Chionomys nivalis (European snow vole)
Lineage: Eukaryota; Metazoa; Chordata; Mammalia; Rodentia; Cricetidae
Gene: Tacstd2
Product: tumor associated calcium signal transducer 2
Exons: 1
Coding region: 77-1033 (318 amino acids)
Biological process (GO): positive regulation of stem cell differentiation
Cellular component (GO): nucleus; membrane
Source: RefSeq, a predicted model, not a curated record